Messenger RNA from Clunio marinus, 4386 nucleotides. The record is from the annotation of a GenBank genome assembly. NCBI's taxonomy places the organism in Eukaryota, Metazoa, Arthropoda, Insecta, Diptera, Chironomidae.
AAACUAAUAAUUAAAGCCAAAUUAAGAGUUCAAUUGUACAUAAAAAGAUUUAUUUCUCGUCAUUAACUUCACACAUACACACAAAAGUAAAGCCGGCGACACUCCCGUUUUUUCAUCAUCAACAAAGAAGGGAAAAAAUCCAAAGAAAGAAACUUUUUUAUUCAAAGUAAAUUUGCUUUGUGUUUACUUCUACGUGUUUUCAAGACAUUUGAGGUGAUAGCCAAUAGAAGAAGGAGUUAAAGAGAGUUUAUUUAUUUUUCUUUUCGUUGAGUUCGCGAAGUGAUUUUUGUUUUUAAAAAACCAUCAAAACGGAAGUUUCCAGGCAAGCAGGAACCGAGCAACGCGGAUUGGGAAGAGAAAAACUUCCCGAGAUUCGUGCUUGGAUUCCUCCAUCUUUGCGACCGCAACAUGGACUUACUGAGGAAGCGCAAAGAGAUGAAGUUUUCCGAAAGGUUCGUGGUAUUUUGAAUAAACUCACACCAGAAAAAUUCCAACCGCUCAGCAAUGAUUUGUUAUCGCUAAAUCUCAACUCGAAGAAGAUCCUCCUUGGUGUAAUUCAUUUGAUUUUUGAGAAAGCAUUAGAUGAGCCGAAAUAUUCGUCUAUGUACGCGCAGCUAUGUCGUCGCAUAUCGAAAGAAGGAUCAACGCUUGAAGCUGAAAACGAUUACUUUGAAACUUUAUUAAUUCGUGUUUGUCGUGAUAAAUUCAUAAAUCGUUCGCAGUACAGUGAAAGUAUAAUCAAUUCGCCAUCAACAGGCGAUCCAAAUGAAAUCGACGAGGAAGAGCGCCGCUAUGUCGCCAAACAGAAAAUUCUCGGUAAUGUUAAAUUCAUUGGAGAGCUGUUCAAGUUGGACAUGCUUAAUGCAGCGAUCCUUCACAACAUGCUCGAACAGUUGUUGGAUAAAAAAAGUCGAUCCAAUCCAACUUUGGAAGACCGAUGCGAGGAUAUGGAAUGUUUAUCGCAAAUCUUUCGAACCUGUGGUAAACAUCUCGACACAGAGAAAUCGAAAAACUUGAUCGAUCAAUAUUUCGACAUCAUGGAGCACAAAUCAAAUUCAUCGAAAUAUCCAGCGCGCAUUCGUUUCUUAUUGCGCGAUGUCAUUGAAUUGCGAAAAGAUGGAUGGAAGCCACGUAAAGUGGCGCGUGUUGAAGGACCUGUACCGAUUCAGGACUUGAGCACAGAUGAGGAAUACAUAAGGCAACAACGUGACAUGCGUUCACGUACAAUGGAAUACCAGAAUCGUAAUAACGAUCGUAAUUGGAUGGAUAAGUUGCCGUUGAGUUUGCAAUCGAUGAAUAAUUAUGGUGGGCCAUUGUCAAUGACAAGUUCAAGUUCAUUGAUUUCCGGUCCUUAUAAUCCAUCUGGUAACAGCUACAAUUCAUUACGCGGUGAUGGAUCAAUGAUGGGUGGAGGAGGAGGUGGUAGCGGUGGUGGUGGUGGUGGAUAUCGUAAUAAUAAUAAUCAUCAUAAUCAUCAUCAUCAUCAUCGUAAUCAUGAUAACAAUUCACGUCCCAUGAAAUAUGGAAAUGACAUGGGAGGAGGAGGCGGAGGAAAAUACAACAAUCAUCAAAACAAUGAUGGAAAAAUGAUGAUGAUGAAUCAAAAUAAAAUGAAACAUAAUCAUCGACAACAUGAUGGAAUGAUGAAUCAAAAUCAUCAUCAUCAUGGCAAUCAUUCAAACAACAUAAAUCAAAAUUCUUACAACAACAACAUGAUGAUGAAUAAUAUGAACAACAAUAACAACAAUAAUAUGUUGAAUAAAGAUUUAGCGCCACGUUUCAAGAGAACCAUCAUGACACCGUCAACGCCAAAUUCAGUUGAUGAACUUCAAAUGCGACCGGCGCCAAACAGUUUGUUGUUUAAAGCGUCAAGCAUGAAAUCAAAUCAUCAUCAACAAAUGCCGUUGAAUCAGCCAAGUCGUAGUGCAAGUGGAUCGCCAGGAUUUACGUCAUCAAAUGUUGAUAAUUUAAUUCCAUCAUUCAACAAUGCUAUGAAUGGAUUGAAUGGUAAAAUUCAUGCAUCUCCCGUUCCUCAACAUCAACAAAAGCGUGAAUCCCCUCAAUUGAAUCAAAAUCAAACGACUGCACAUUACAUGACAGCAGCUGGUGCAGCACAAGCAGCUAAGAAUGCAGCAAACUUAAAUGCGUCACAAAUGAAGUCGUCAUCACCACAAAAUGUUCCAAAAGAUCAACAACAGCAGUUGAUGGUGACAAAGCAAGGAUCAAUUGAGAAGCCGAAGCAGAAGAAAGACAAGGGACCGAGCAAAGAUGAAAUUUUAAAGAAAGUUGCACAAUUUAUUAAUGAUUCAUUGCUGGAUAAGAAGUUUGUUGAAGGCUAUCAAGAGUCGAAGAAUAAAGCUGAGAAUGACGAGAAAGAAAUAAUUUCUGAUGACAUGCAUAACAACAACAAGAAUAGCAAUGGACACGCAACAAAUGGAAAAGCUGAAAUUAUUGAAGAUUGCACAUCAACAACAAAUGGCGAUGGUGAAGAGAAGAACGACGAAAAGAUUGAAAAUGAAGGCGAACAUAAUGUUGUGAAAGAUGAUGAUGUUCAAGCAAUUGAUGAUGAAAAUGCAAUUCCAACACUUGAAGACAUCUUUAAAUCAUAUUACGAACUUAAAGUGCCUGAAAAAUUCCUCAAAGAUUCCAUCAUGAAGAUUAUUAAUGAGUCACUUGAUAAAGGUGAAUCAGCACAUGAGAUAAUUGUUGACUUCUUUCAAAUGAUGCAAAAGGAUAAGAAGAUGAGCGUCAAUCAAUUGUCAGAAGCAUUGCGUGGUGUCAUCAAUGGCAUGAGUGAACGUGAGAAAACAAUUCCAAAGAUCACGACAUUAGUUGCUUCACUUCUUGCUCGGACAAUUACAAAGAAGAUCAGCAAGUUGACAGAUGUGGCAAACUUCACUGACAAUGGUCAACAUUAUCCACUUUUGUUACUCGUUCUUCAACAUCUUCACAAAUCUAUCGGUGAUGAUCCGCUGGUCGUUAUGUUCAAUUCGAGUAAAAUAAAUUUAAUGCAAAGUUUACCGGAAUGUGAUCGUACAAAGGAACGUUUAGCAGAGAUUCUUGAUGAUAGGAAAUUGAGCUUCCUUCAGCCUUUGUUAAGGAUUGAAUCAGAACUUCUACGACAAAUUCAAAGCGAUUCACAACCACAAACGUUUUAUAAAUGGAUUAAAGACAAUGUCGACCAGUCACGUUAUACUGAUCCAGGCUUUAUAACUGCUUUGAUGAUGGUUCUUUUGAGAUUCAUAACUCAAGAAACGACUUUCCCCGAAGGAAGCGAUCCAACAAAACUUCCAGAAAAGCAACAAGUUGAAGCCGAGAAGAAAUUGUUGGUAUCGUUCAGUCGAAUUUUGAACGCAUUUCUUACCGGACAUUUGGACUUGCAAUUGAUUGCGAUUUAUUCGUUGCAAGUUUUCUGUUUCAAUCGUCAAUUUCCUAAAGGAAUGCUUUUGAGAUGGUUCACUGCAUUAUAUGAGUUGGAGAUUGCUGAGGAAGAAGCUUUUCUAAGAUGGAAAGAAGACAUCACUGACGCAUAUCCCGGGAAAGGAAAAGCUUUGUUUCAAGUCAACUCAUGGCUUACAUGGCUUCAAGAAGCUGAAUCAGAAGAGGAAGAUGACGAAUAAAAUAAAUAAAUAAAAAAAUUAAACAAAUUUAACUAAUCACAAUCUUUUAAACACAACAUGAAGAAGUAAACAAGUGGCACAACCAGCGUAUAAGUAAAUUAAAUUAAAUUAAAUGAUUAACAAACAAGUGACUGAUAUGAAGUGUUGUUUCUGUUACACAAAAAAAAGAACUGCAUAAAUAUAUAAAUUAUAUGACAAGUAACAAGAAGUGAGAAACGAUACAUAAAAGAAGAGAAUCUUCUAGUAGUUAAACAACCAACAAAUCAAUCAACCAACUGCAAAAGACUCAUUCAUGAAUCAUGAUUGUGUGCUGCGAAAAGAUGCAAGAAGUUUAAAAAGAUGUUUAAAAGAAAAAUUCUAUUUCAUAAUUAUUGAUUAAAGAAGAAUAGUAAAAAAAAAAUAUUUCAAAUCCGAGUAUCUAAUAACAUAAAACUAAACAUUAACAUAAAAGCAUUCAAGGAGGAAAAAAUUAAGAAAUGUUCAUGCAACUUAGAAGUGUUUUUAACUCUUUUUUUAAUUUUUGUUUUAAAUUAUCUUCACUAGAUAAAUUUUUAAAUGAAGAUUAUGACAAUUAAGAAUGAAAGCUUCCCAAAUAGUUCAUUCAUUGACUACGAGUCGUGAUGGCUUGUUUGUAGUUUUUAAAUAUAUUUCGCCUUCUGCUCUGCCGAACAUUUUGUGAUCGGACAUCAAUUUUUUCUGUUCUGUAUCUUUCUGAUUGUAAAUCGUGUCUAAUAAAACUUAAAUAUAUAUUUUCUUUUAUGUUUAU